AUGAAAACUGGGAGAGGGAGAUGGAGGUUGGAGAUGAGGAGGGAAUUCUGGAGUGUGAGGGUGGGGAGAGCCUGGGCCAGGUUGCCCAGAGAAGCUGUGGCUGCCCCAUCCCUGGGGGUGUUGAAGGGCAGGUUGGAUGGGGCUUGGAGCAGCCUGGGCUGGUGGGAGGUGUCCCUGCCCAUGGCAGCAGGUGGGAUUGGAUGAGCUUUGAGUUCCCUUCCAACUCAAACCAUUCCAUCAUUCUAGGAGUCUGAAACCCCCCUGGCAGCUCUGUCCUGUGUGACCCAGCAGCUUCACCCCCUGCAGCCCCUUUCUCUGAUUGCCAAGAUUGGAGAAACUGCACAUUCUCUGGGAUCCUUCUCCCCUUGGGGCAGAGAAGUGAGAUUCUUGUGUUUGGGAAGCGCAAGAUGAGCCUUCCAUGGGAAGCUCCACCCGUGCAGCUUGGAAUUUAAUCAGAUGGGAGCAGAAGGUGGUUCUUACUGAAUUGGUUUCUCUGUUCUGUGCUGGGCAGACACAAAAUUCCCAUUUGUGUUUCCAUGAGUAGCUGGAAAUGGGAAAGCUUGCGGAGGUGAAGGUGCCUGAAACACCUCUGGAACAGGGAUGCUGUUUCAGCUGCCUUCCUGAAAUCCUCUCCUUAUGUCACUGGGUUCUGAAUGGUGGUUUUAUUCCCUCCUGCAGGCACCUGGUCCAGCUGGGAGGCUGCAGAUCCAGCUGCAGCUCCCGCUCUGGCGCGGCCCCGGCCCCGUUCCCGGCGCAGCAGAGCGCUAUGAGCAGAGGCUCGUAUCUCACCCGCUCCAGGCAUCCCCACCCCAGCUCUAACCAAGGUUUUUUUACCCGCCCUCAUUACCCACGGGAAACUAAUCAGGAAACCUUUUUACACCGGCAGUUCCUAGCGGAGCGGGACACGGAAGGCAGGUUGCUGCAGGGCCAGGGAUCCCGCGCUGAAGGAGGCGUCGGAGCCGCGCGGGGCGGGCAGCCCUGCCGGGGCGCUGCCGGGGGGCACGGGCUCCCCAGCCAACAUCCCUGGCUGGGAAAACCCUUGCCACGUUACUGCCCGCCUCGGUACCGUCGCCAGGAGGACUCUGAGAGAGGUUCUGACACCAUCAGGUUGAAUUUCCAGAAGUUGUCUCUUGCUGGGCAAGACUGUGAACAAGAAAUUCUGACUAUUUUCAGGCAGCUGGGGGAGGGCAAGACUCGGACAGUCCAUGAUCUUGUCCGUCAGCUCAACACCCGAAAGAAAGAGGUCAACCGUGUGUUGUACAAACUCUGCCAAGAAGGGAAGUUGCACAGAGAGGGGGGGACGCCACCCCUGUGGAGCCUUGCCAGCCCCAAGGCAAGGAGAGAGAGGAGCCCCACCGAGCACAGCCGGGCCCCCACGGAUCCAGCUGGGGAGAGGAGCACGGUGGGAUCAGGAGACACCGACCCCGUCAUGGCUGAGACCAAGGACAAAAUCUGCAACUACUUGUUCAGUGUGGCAGAAACAACAGCGCUCAACCUUGCCAAAAACAUCGGGUUUUCCAGGGCCAAGGAUGUGAAUGCCUUCCUCAGUGCUCUGGAGAAGCUGGGAGAUGUCCACAAGGAGAACACGAGCCCCCCACUGUGGUCCCUGACAGACAGGAAGCGUGAGCGGAUGCAGAUGAGGCUGAAGGCCAGUGCGGUGCUGCAGGCAGCAGAUCCCACUCCUGGGGCAGGUUUUCCACCUUCCUCUGUCCCUCUGUGCCCCCAGGAGGUGCCUGUGGUUUCACCAGCAGCAACAUCAGAAGGAGGCCUGGAAAAUGGGCAGCAGGCAGUGGGGCAGAUGAAGCAGAGCAAUGGUGAGGCAGAAGCAGCCCUGCUCGAGGACAUUAAGCCAGAAUUCUCCAGUUUGAGUAAUUAUGAUAACUCCAAAAAUGGUGAGUGGGCUACGGAUGAUAUCCCAGAUAACCUGAACACCAUCAACAAGCAGCCCCAUGAGUCGGAAUCCAUCAUGAAUUCCCAGUCUUCCCCCGGUUACGCUGCCCAGUUUGAAGCUCCUUUCCCAUGCACACCAGUAGAGAAGCUGCUGGCUUGUCAGGAGAAGAACCCGGUGAGCGGCCUCACCGAGUACUCCCAGUUCACCAGCCAGCAGUGUGAGUUUGCCAUGUUGGAACAGAGUGGACCCUCUCACGAGCCACGCUUCAAGUUCCAGGCAGUGAUCAAUGGGCGCCGAUUCCCACCAGCAGAAGCAGGGAGCAAGAAACUGGCUAAGCAGGAGGCAGCAGCCAAUGCCAUGAAGGUCCUGAUGAGUGAAGCAGAGAAUGGAGGACAUGGUGGGGUUAAGUGUGAAGACCAAUCUCCUUCCCACAGCUGUGAACCGGACCUGCCUUCACACCCAGAGCCAGAGCCGCCCUCAGCUCCAGCUCCUCUCAACCUGCUUUCUGGGAAACACCCUAUCAGCUUGUUAAUGGAGUAUGGACAGAAAUCAGGGAACACAGUUGAAUUCCAGCUGCUCUCUCAGGAAGGCCCACCCCACGAUCCCAGGUUCAGCUACUGUGUGAAAAUGGGUGACCAAAUUUUCCCUGCUGUGGUAGGAAACAGCAAGAAGGGAGCAAAGCAAAUGGCAGCAGAAGUUGCUGUGAAGAUCCUUUCUGGAGAGUCUGUACCUCAUGUCUUGCCUGAACAGGUACAAAGAGCUUCUUUGUAAGACUCAGAUGAAUCCAAGGUGGCAAAAGCAAAGGGUGUUGGGGAGCUCAUCAAAUACCUGAAUGUCAACCCUGUCAGCGGCCUGCUGGAAUACGCCCGCUCCAAUGGGUUUGCUGCAGAGUUCAAACUCAUUGACCAGUCAGGACCUCCCCAUGACCCUAAGUUUGUCUACCAGGCAAAGGUUGGAGGCCGUUGGUUCCCUGCUGUGACUGCACACAGUAAGAAGCAGGGCAAGCAGGAGGCAGCUGACGCCGCGCUCCGGGUCCUGAUUGGGGAGACAGAGAAGAUCGAGCGCAUGGAAGGGCUGAAUGUCCCCGAGCUCCCGGUGAGCGGCAGCACCCUGCACGACCAGCUGGCCAUGCUGAGCCACCAGCGCUUCAACAGCCUGACCGCGCGCAUCCAGCACAGCCUGCUGGGCAGGAAGAUCCUGGCUGCCAUCGUCAUGCGCAGGGGGCAGGCUGGCCUGGGAGUGGUGGUCAGCCUUGGAACAGGCAAUCGUUGUGUGAAAGGAGAAGAGCUGAGCUUGAAGGGGGAGACAGUGAAUGACUGUCACGCAGAAAUCAUUGCUCGAAGAGGUUUUGUGAGGUUUCUCUACAGCGAGCUGAUGAAGUAUGACCCAUCCAACCCUUCUUCUUCAGAACAGAGCAUUUUUGAGCCGGCAGGAGGGAACAGACUAAAAAUAAAGAACAGUGUUACAUUUCACCUCUACAUCAGCACAGCACCUUGUGGGGAUGGGGCGCUCUUCGAUAAGUCCUGCAGUGACCAGGCCAGUGUGGUGGGACAGACCCAGCAUCGGCCCCUCUUUGAGAACCCCAAACAAGGCAAACUACGGACCAAGGUGGAGAAUGGGGAAGGCACCAUUCCCGUGGAGUCAAGUGACAUUGUACCCACCUGGGAUGGGAUCCAGCACGGGGAGCGGCUGCGAACCAUGUCCUGCAGCGACAAAAUCCUGCGCUGGAAUGUGCUGGGCUUGCAAGGGGCUUUGCUGUCACACUUCAUAGAGCCCGUUUAUCUCAGCUCUGUCACGCUUGGUUACUUGUACAGCCAGGGUCAUUUAACACGUGCCAUCUGCUGCCGCGUGGCAAGAGGUGGGAAUGGGCUGCAGGAGAAGCUCCAGGCUCCAUAUCACAUUAACCAUCCUGAGGUCGGGCGGGUCAGCGUGUACGACUCGGCGCGGCAGACGGGCAAGACGAAGGAGUCUUCAGUGAACUGGUGUCUUGCUGAUGAAAGCGAAGUGGAAGUCUUGGAUGGCACAAAAGGGAAAGUAGAUGGCCCAAAGCUGGAGGUGUCUCGUGUCUCCAAGAGGAAAAUGUUCGCCCUGUUCCAGCAGUUGUGUGCCAAGAACAACUGCACAGACCUGCAGCACCUCUCAGUCUACUCGGAUGCUAAGGAGGCAGCCAGGGUGUACCAGGAGGCCAAGCAGAACUUCUUCAGUAGCCUGGAGGAGCUGGGCUACGGCAGCUGGAUCCGCAAACCUCAAGAGGAAGAGAAUUUCUCCACCCCUGAUGCAUAACGAGACGCCCUGCGUGGGGUGGUGAGUGUGCACAGGUGUGUGCAGGGACGUUUUCCUCUUUUCACCACCUUUUUUUGAAGUUGAAUCAGGAGAGUGCAGCAGUUUGCCUGCAGGCCUGGCUGCCUUCUCUCUGCUCUUGUUACUCUGAGACCCUGCCCUUUCUCUUUUAAAAAUGUGCAUGAAGAGUUACUGUCUCUUUUUUAAGCUGGGGCAGGCUCAGUCCCUGUUGGCUUUUAUGUUUUCAUCUCCUCUUUUAUUUUUUUUUUAAAAAGAACAUAGAAGAAAUCAGAGGGAUUCUUGGACUGCAGCCUUCUGGACUGUGCACUGUAGAUCCCUCUGGCAGGUUUUGAAGCAAUUUUUCUCUUUUAAGAAAAAAACAAACAAACAAAAACAACAACUACAAAAAAAAAAAAGCUGACUGGCUGGUUUUAUGUGUCUCUGUUGGAAGGUGACUGGCAGCCUCCUGGGCUGGGACAUGGGGCUGCACAAGAGCCAGCAGGACCAGUGUGACAUUCCAUGUUAAUAAUAAAAGCAACAAAGAAGUUCUGUCC
Messenger RNA from Apus apus (common swift), 4725 nucleotides. RefSeq names its product adenosine deaminase RNA specific (gene ADAR). The record is from RefSeq and is a predicted model, not a curated record. Gene Ontology annotation, molecular function: double-stranded RNA adenosine deaminase activity; double-stranded RNA binding; tRNA-specific adenosine deaminase activity. NCBI's taxonomy places the organism in Eukaryota, Metazoa, Chordata, Aves, Apodiformes, Apodidae. Gene Ontology annotation, biological process: RNA processing; adenosine to inosine editing. The transcript has 14 exons. Gene Ontology annotation, cellular component: nucleolus; cytoplasm.